AUGGUGUCAUCGAACGAUCCCAUCGGGACGAUAUUCAAUUCAAUCCAAGUCGUUAAAGCUGCUCUUCACCCCCAUCGAGCUUGGCGUCAAAAAGGCUGCGAAGGACAUCGAGAGUUGUUAGGUAAGCAAAGAAAGGGACUUUCGUUUGGUGUUGAGACCUUCAAGAAGAAACAAGAAGAAGCGGCGAACGAGAAGCUUAGCCAUAGAAACGAGGUUGUGAAGAAGAAGAAGAAGAAGAAAGACAAGUUCUUGGAGAGAGAGGAUGAUGGUGAUGUUUCGUGUACGAAUUGCUUUAAGUUUGCUAUGACUUGGUCUUUGUUGGUUAGUAGCUUUGUCCAUUUGUUUCCUAUUCCCUUUAAGAAGAGGGUUCACAGAGAUGAGAAUACUCUUUUGCAUUCACGUAAACAGAACGUUAAGACAAAGGAUAAGUCUAAAGAAAAGGAAGGAAACAACCCCUUUUCGCAUUCCAUGGGUUUUGUUAUUGAAAUGUUGGCUCGGAAUCUUCAGAAGCUUGACCAGUUUGUGCAGGACAGAUCAAAUAAGGAAACUGUUAAGGGAAAGGUUCUCUACGGAGAGUCUUUGCAUCCAGAGAAGAGUUUAGAGGUAGCUGAGAGAGGACUCGAGGUGGUUCAGUUACCGGCAGAGAAGGCAUCACUGUUUGAACAAGAGAAGCUUUGCGCGUCUCGACUCUUAUCUCAGCUUGUGAUUGUGAAGUUGCAGGUUUCUGCAAAGGGAUGUGUUCAGUUACUGGAGGAGAAGGCACCACAGUGUGAACAAGAGAAGGUCCAUGCUUAUCCACGAUCAACCCUUGACCCAGAAGUUAGGAGUUUAUUUCCACCGGAGGAAGAAGUUUUCAGAAGUUUCUGA
Eruca vesicaria subsp. sativa (arugula) is the source of this 867-nucleotide messenger RNA. The record is from the annotation of a GenBank genome assembly. Lineage: Eukaryota; Viridiplantae; Streptophyta; Magnoliopsida; Brassicales; Brassicaceae.